AUGUCGCAGGAACGCGCGGUCGCGGCGAGCGCCGUCCGGCUGGAAGAGUUAAGUAGCUGGUCGCAGGAGCUAUGCCGCCGGGAACUGCCGUCUGUCCUGCCCCGGCUCCUUUCUAUGUAUCAGCAUUCUGACAAUUGGAUCGAGCAUAUUCAAAUUCUAAAAAUUAUCGUGGAAAUGUUUUUACCUCAUAUGAACCACCUGACAUUGGAACAGACUUUCUUCUCACAAGUGUUGCCAAAGACUGUGAAAUUAUUUGAUGACAUGAUGUACGAGUUAACCAGUCAAGCCAGAGGACUGUCAAGCCAUAAUUUAGAAAUCCAGACCACGCUGAGGAAUAUUUUACAAACAAUGGUGCAGCUCUUAGCAGCUCUUACAGGAUGUGUUCAGCAUAUCUGUGCCACACAGGAGUCCAUCAUUCUAGAAAAUAUUCAUAGUCUUCCUUCCACAGUCCUACAUGUAAUCAAAAGUACAUUUGUACAUUGUAAGGAUAGCGAAUCUGUCUAUUCUGGGCAUUUACACCUAGUUUCAGACCUUCUCCAGGCUCUUUUCAAGGAGGCCUAUUCUCUUCAAAAGCAGCUAAUGGAACUACUGGAUAUGGUUUGCAUGGACCCUUUAUUAGAUGACAAUGAUGAUAUUUUGAAUAUGGUGAUAGUUAUUCAUUCAUUGUUGGAUAUCUGCUCUGUUAUUUCCAGCAUGGACCAUGCAUUUCAUGCUAAUACUUGGAAAUUUAUAAUUAAGCAGAGCCUUAAGCACCAGUCGGUUAUAAAGAGUCAGCUGAAACACAAAGAUAUAAUUACCCGCUUGUGUGAAGACAUUCUUUUCUCCUUCCAUUCAUGCUUACAGUUAGCUGAGCAGAUGACGCAGUCAGAUGCACAGGAUAAUGCUGACUAUAGAUUAUUUCAGAAAACACUCAAAUUGUGUCGCUUCUUUGCCAACUCCCUUUUGCACUAUACUAAGGAAUUUCUUCCUUUACUCUCUGAUUCUUGCUGCACAUUGCACCAGCUUUAUCUUCAGAUACACAGCAAGUUUCCUCCAAGCCUAUAUGCUGCCAGGAUUUCUAAAGCACAACAGGAGGAAAUAGCAGGGACUUUCCUAGUUACACUGGAUCCGCUCAUCAGUCAGCUUCUCACAUGUCAACCUUUCGUGCAGGUGGUUUUGGAUAGUAAGUUAGAGCUGCCAUGUGAACUGCAGUUCCCACAGUGUCUUCUGCUGGUUGUCAUCAUGGACAAGCUGCCCUCUCAGCCCGAGGAUGUGCAGGCCCUGUGGUGCACAGAACGCCAGCUCCUGGAAGCGAAAACCAGGGUAUCUCUAUUUAAAGCCAUUUUCUACAGUUUUGAGCAGUGUUCUGGUGAACUCUCUCUCCCUGUUCACCUACAAGGAGUAAAGAGUAAAGGGCAAGCGGAGGUUGCUGUCACCUUGUAUCAGCAUGUUUGUGUUCAUCUGUGCACAUUUGUCGCUUCCUUUCAUCCCUCACUGUUUCCUGAGCUGGAUGUUGCUCUGUUGAAUGCUGUGCUUAGUGCUAAUCUGAUCACCUCUUUGUUAGCUAUGGAUACAUGGUGCUUCCUUUCACGGUAUGGGACUGCUGAACUCUGUGCACACCAUGUCACCAUAGUGGCUCAUCUGAUAAAAUCUUGUCCUGGAGAAUGUUACCAGCUCACCAACCUAUCGAUACUAUUCAGGCGGCUCUUUUUCUUCAUGGCCCCACCCCAGCAGGUGGAGUUUAUCCAGAAAUUUUCCCCCAGAGAAGCAGAAAAUCUGUCUCUGUGGCAAUAUAUUUCCUUCCAGGCAUUACCUGCCGAGCUUAGGAAACAAGCCGCACAAGAGGUCGUCGGAGUAGGCAUUGCACGGUGUACGGAGUGGCUAAGCAAUAGUCGUACUUUGGGAGAGCUUGACUCUCUGAACACACAGCUUUCUGCUUUGCUUGCUGUGUGUAAUUCUGCUAGUGAAGCUUUGGAUAUUGCACAGCAGACUGCAAUUCUGGAAAUCGGGAGUCAGCUUUGGGCAUUUUUAAACACUACGCUGGUAACAGGUCAACCUUAUGUUCGACAGACACUUAGCCUUUUACUUUCACUGUUGGGAUUUUUCAUUCAAACUCUAGAUCCUCCUCUGAUAAGUCAGGUAGUAACUUUGCAGACCUCACUGCUUAAAUUAGAGCCUCCUGACCAUGUUUGUUUGGCAGUGCUUGAUUUUGUAUCUUCUCUGGGAAAUUUUUUUAUACCUCAAGCUAUCCAGGACAAAAUUCUGCCCAACCUAUCUUCUAUUUUUGCCUUACUGUUAGCUGACAGGAACUGGAUCCUAGAACAACAUACGUUAGAGGCGUUUACUCAGUUUGCCCAGGGAACAAAUCAUGAAGAGAUAGUCCCACAGUGUCUCAGUUCCGAAGAAACCAAGAACAAAGUUGUAUCCUUUCUGGAGAAGACUGGGUUUGUAGAUGAAACCACGGCUGCCAGGGUGGAACGUGUGAAACAGGAAAAAGCCAUUUUCUGGGAACGCUUUGCUAACGUCGCUGUAGAAGAAGCAAAGCGGUCAUCUUUACAGCCUUGCGCAAAAAGAGCCCGUCGUGAGCUCCCUGCGGAAGAAGAGUGCGGGUCAGCACUACAGGCGGCGUCCGUGGCCUUGGAGGCGGUGGAACUGUUACUCCAGAAGUCUCCUGCUCCAGACUGGCUUGUAGUGAAACUGGAGAUGCUCCAAGAAAGGAUGGAUAGGCUAAAACGACUUGUACUCUCAGGUGGCCCCUGA
Puma concolor (puma) is the source of this 2739-nucleotide messenger RNA. It is a transcript of the gene FIRRM, whose product is annotated as FIGNL1 interacting regulator of recombination and mitosis. The record is from RefSeq and is a predicted model, not a curated record. Lineage: Eukaryota; Metazoa; Chordata; Mammalia; Carnivora; Felidae.